This is a messenger RNA of Drosophila eugracilis, 2281 nucleotides long. RefSeq lists its product as uncharacterized. Gene Ontology annotation, molecular function: diacylglycerol O-acyltransferase activity; long-chain-alcohol O-fatty-acyltransferase activity. Gene Ontology annotation, cellular component: plasma membrane. The coding region runs from base 1 to 2139 and encodes 712 amino acids. Gene Ontology annotation, biological process: triglyceride biosynthetic process. The record is from RefSeq and is a predicted model, not a curated record. The transcript has 3 exons. Lineage: Eukaryota; Metazoa; Arthropoda; Insecta; Diptera; Drosophilidae.
AUGGAAAGGUUUGCUUACCCUUAUAGACAUGUGGUAACUAUAUAUAGAUAUAUAACUAUUAAUACUUAUAAACUUCUUAGUUUCUGGCAAGAAUUGAAAUCGUUGCUGAAGACUUUGCUCUGCUUUGUUGUUGCUUUGAUGCUGGUGCCUUUAUUGCUGUUAUCGUUUCUAUGCGCUCACUUUGUCAACGAACUAUCCAACUAUGUGCUGAGCAUCAAGUACCCGAACCUCACCAUCUCAAAGUCCAAGAAGAUCCGCACUUUAAUCGACACGCCGAAGAAUGCGGGCGUAUUUCACUUUCUGCUACAAGUGGAAGGAAAUUGUGACUUCGAGCGGAUAAAGAUGUCUUAUGCCCAGUAUCUGACUGAUCUGAGGGAUAAGACAGGGAUGCUAAGGUUCCCAAAGCUGCGACAAAAGCUCGUCACUUGUUGGGGACAUUAUGCGUGGGUCAAUGACAACAGUGGCUUCAACAUCAACAAUCACGUUCUGCUCAGCACCCACAAAUAUCGGGGACGUCCAGUCACCGAAUCGAAUAUUCAGGAAUAUGUCAGCGAACUGGCCACCAAGUACAUUCCCUCAGAUCUGCCACAGUGGCAAGUUAUUGUGAUUCCGAACUGGGAUAGUAGUCAACCCUACUAUGUCCUCAUCAAAUUACAUCAUCUGAUAAUUGCUGAGGAGGAGGAUCUGCAUGUGAGUGAGAUGCUGCUGCUUCAGGACCCACAAAAGAAAACCAUGUUGACAUUGUAUGAGGGUUUGGGUCAGAGGUCAAACCAACAACUCUCUCGUUUCGUACGAAAACCUGAACACAUCAGUAGGCUGAUUAGUCAUCUAAUUAGUCUUGUCAUCUGCCGCUGGCAAAAGUUCAUCUACGAAUUCGAAUCUCUUGAAACUCCCGACGGCUCCUCAUCUACUAUUCAAGUUAAGAACCUCAGUCAGUUACUCUCACUUAUAGUAAUUGUCUUGGUAAACGUGGUUUUCGGUUAUAUUAGGAGUCGCUCCAUGCUCAAGAAACUGAAAAGGCGUUCAGGUAGUUACCGUAAUGAAGUGGGUCGAAUUCAAACGAUUCGAUUGCUUUUAAAUAGGGAAUUAGAGCACAGGAAUCUCAGUUGGUCGGUAGCCAGAAGUGCCGUAUAUAACAGUUUGCAGCCCACUAAUUUGGCCAAGGUUUGGACCCGUUUUCUUUGGCGCCUAAAUUUAAAUCACGUUUUGCUUCUACCCUAUCACAUUUACUGUGAGUUUUUGGCCUUCGCUGAUGUUGUGUUCAAGGGACAAACCUCCUACUCAUCAACCUAUUGCGCCAGGCUGCAUUUAUAUGUACCACUUUUACUCUAUGCUCAGUUGGAGUUUUUCAAAAUUUGUUGGGAGCUUUUCCAGGCUCCUAGAAACAUUUACGAAGUCCUUGUUGAACAGCCCACAAAAGAGUUGAACAUUCUGCAUAAGAAAUCGUAUGCAGGCAGGAAAAUUGUCUCCUUUGGGCGAUCGAUAAAUGGCGCUCAACUUAGGAACCGCAAUCAUGGUAAAUUUAAUAAUGAUCUCAGAGAAUCGGAUUUUAGUUUAACUUGCCUAGCAGGUGCUGUCCACGACUAUUUUGAUACAUUUUCGGGCGAUAUGAAAGUUCCCAAUUUUCUUAACACAACCUGUAGGACCAUAGAUAAAGGAUACUUCACGGAUCGCGGUGGGGAUAAAUCGGAAAACAUUGGGGGCGUUGUCUUCCUCCAAUUGCCUUUAAGGAAACCAGACGUAGAACACGCUAAGGAACUCCAUCAAAUUGUUGAAAGAAUCAGAAGGCAACAAAUCAUAAUUUAUUUAGCUUCUAUUGGCCAGACAAAGUACAGCCUUCUCACAUCCCUUUUUCCCCAUGUAAUUACAAAAAUUUUCAUUAACUUUUUCUCAUACAACUUUCCCAUCACAAUCACUGAGAUCUAUGGAGCCACUGAUGAGUUUCAAUCUGCUUGGGGCCAGAAAGUCCAGGAUGUGCUACUAUUCCGUCCUCCCCAAUCGAAAACCUGUCUAUCUCUAAAUCUUCACCGCUUUGGUGACAAGUAUAGACUGGCCGUGAUGGCGGAUACACAUCUGGCACCCGAUCACACAAUAAUCACCAGAUCUUUUGAACAAUAUAUGGAAACAACCAUUAUUUAAUAAGGAAAAACGUUCUCUCGUCUUUUUAAAGUCAGGGCCAAUUUACAUGCAAUAUGUAUACGAAAUAAAAACUAUUUAUCCAAAAGUAAGAAAUUUAUUUUGUUUUGUUUAUCUUAAUAAAGAACUCUUUGAUAUAAAUGUC